CCCUCUGUGGUGGUUUUUACUACUGAGCACCAUCUGGAGGUCAAAGCUGAUGUGGGUCAUGUAUGUGUGUGUGUAUAUCUGAGCACUGAGGCCAGCAGCACGCCGCUCUUUCCUCCUCCUUAGCUCAUCAUGGCGGACACCAGCAGUAACCACGUCCACGUUUUAUUCUCCUUUUCCGUGUUCUCGCGCCCGUCUUCAGUGCCUCUGGGUUCCGGGUAUGAAGUGCUCGUCCAGAAGUUUCUGUCCAUUUACGGCCCACAGAUCGACGUGCACCGCAAAUUUCUCAUUCAGGUGUUCUCGGAGGAAUGGGGACAGUACGUGGACCUGCCCAAGGGAUUCACCAUCUCGGAGAAAUGCAAGCUGCGAUUAGUUCCUCUUCAGACGGAUAUCACUACACUGGGCAACCUUUCUCCAGCCUCCACCAUUUUCUUCUGCUGCGACAUGCAGGAACGAUUCAGGCCUGCCAUCAAGUACUUUGGUGACAUCAUCAGCGUAGGCCAGAGACUGCUCCAGGGUGCUCGUAUUUUGGGGAUCCCUGUCAUCGUGUCCGAGCAGUACCCUAAAGGCCUGGGGAGCACUGUACAGGAGAUGGAUCUGGCCGGUGCAAAGUUGGUCUUCCCUAAAACUAAGUUCUCCAUGGUGCUACCGGAGGUGGAAGCUGUGCUGGCUGAGACUCCAGGAGCACGAAGCAUUGUGCUUUUCGGAGUGGAGACUCAUGUGUGCAUCCAGCAGACAGCGCUGGACCUGAUUGGGAAGGGGUUUGAGGUGCACAUUGUAGCAGACGCAACCUCCUCCAGAAGCAUGAUGGACAGAAUGUUUGCACUAGAGCGGCUCGCACGUACCGGCAUCAUCAUCACCACCAGCGAGUCUAUCCUCCUGCAACUCGUGGCAGAUAAAGAGCAUCCGAAGUUCAAAGAAAUCCAGAACAUCAUUAAGGCCAGUGCUCCUGAGUCAGGCCUGCUCUCCAAAGUCUGAGUGGCGUGAGGCACUAAACUUGCCUCCACUGUUAGCUUCAUUUAAUUUCUUUUAGAGAUUUUGCAGAAAUGCUUCAGCUGUGAUGGAUGUUUUCACUUUCAAGUUGUAGACUUGCCUCAUGUAUUUGAAAUCGUUCCAAACUGUAGUGUUUGUAGACAGUGGUGGAUUACUCAGCAUUUACUCUUAGAUGUGCCGUGCAACCAAACUGGUUAGUCCUACAUACUUAUUCACUGUUUAAUGGAUUUCUUGCUUCGUGAACUGAACAAAAUCUACAAAACUGACACAGCGAGUUCAAUGAAUGAGUUUAUUUAGUGUAUCGUUGUGCUGUUGGACAUGUGGACACCACUGCAAGAGUGAAUGUAGCAUAGCCACUCUGACAACCAUAACAGCCUGGAAGUAUGCCUGUACUUUCUGUUCAAGUCUCUAACUGUUUUCUUUCUGAUCUUUUAAGAACCACCUGAAUUCCUGUACCUUCAAAAUACCUUAAAUUAAAUGUGUAUGGAAAAUGGGGUAACCAUUGAGAUUUAGCUUUAAUACACAGUAAUCCAACACUGUUUAUAAAUAAAUGUGCAGUAGAAGGUCACAUGCGUUAGACUAACUUCGGUGACUGAACAGAAGGUCUAAUUAGGAGAUUAAUGAGCCCCUGGAGAAUGAGGACUUGUGCUGCUUUAGUGUCUGUACUGAAUUAUUAACUUCUAAUAUGUUUAGUACUACAGUCUGCUCUGAAAAUAUUGGAAGGCCAAUUCUAUUGUUUUCGUUGUACACUGAAGACAUUUGGGUUUGAGAUCAAAAAAUGAAUAUGAGACGAUGGAUUAGAAUUUCAGUUUUCAUUUCCUGCUCUUUGCAUCUAGAUGUAUUAAACAGCUUAGAACAUGACACCUUUUGUGGAACAUGUGACUGAUAGGUGUUUCUUGCUGCCCAGGCAUGCCCUGUUAAAUUUAUUGUUUCAAGAAUGAAUAGCUCUAAAGGUCUACUCUUGAAUUGACCCCUAGAUCAGGUUUAGCCUUUGAAGACUGCAUUUGUUGUUAAAAAGGAUUAGACCAACAUGAAGACCGGAGAGCUGUCUAUGGGAGAAAAGCAAUCCAUUUUGAAGCUGAGAAAAGAUGGGAAAUCUCUCCGAGCCACUGCACGCCGGUGUACAAACAACCAGACGUCCAUAUAGAUGUAAAUAUCAGGAAAUGAAAGCUGAGAUUCUGAUCUAUCGUCUUGUAUUCAUCUUCUGAUCCCAGAUGUCUUCAAUGUAUAGCGAAAACAAUCGAAUUGGCCUUGCUGUUCCAAUACUUUCAGAGGAGACUGAAUGUUUCUGUGGCAUUUUGCGUGAAUAGGGCUAUAAACAAAGUGGUCAAAAUGUAUGUUCUGUGUAUCUCUCACCAAAAUGUAAUCAUUUAACCUGCUUUUUUUUUUUCCUCUUUUCUUGAAAACAUUGUUACUGACAUGUUCUAGAUUUUGCUUUAUAUCGAGGUCUACUUUCGCAAUGUGUCAUUAUGGUAUCAAGAUCCUUUAAGAGAGGCAUGUUGGAGUGUUAGUACUAAAUGUGGACUACCUCUCAUAUCAUCAAACUUCAGUAUGUUACAAGUUAUUGUAAUUAACAUCCUUAUAAAGUGUGAAUAUUAAUAUGGUAGGAAUGGCACUUAAUUAUUAACAACGUUAAAACAAGACUCUGGGAAUGGGUGUCGGUGUAAGGUGUUGUGUACACUCUUAAUUUUUAUCUUUAAUUUGAUGCGGAAAGUUACCCUGUAUAGUGGAAUAUAUUUUAUAUUUAACAUAUGUAUGUUGUGUUUUUUUUGUUUAUUCUUUACUUUUGUUGUUAGUGUUGUUUUUGUUGCUGGUCUGUGCUGUGUAUCUGAAAUAGUUCUUGUGUAUUUAUCCCACCCCACCCCCCAUUUUACAUGUUUUCUGCCCAAAUCCUUAUAAAAUGCGCACUCAACGCAUUGCCCCUUAAGUCUGUAAAGGUUUGGCGUGUGUGUGUGUGUGUGUGUCUUUACGCUUUCGCAUUCUUUUUGUUUGCAUGUUAGAUCUGUUAAUGUCUGGAUACCCCUAAGCUUUUUAUUUCAGUGGAAAUCUCAUUAUCUUGUGUACCGAAACAUGCACACAGACAGACUUCUGUAAGUUGUAGGAAGAUUGUGGUGUUGUUGUUGUUGUUGUUGUUGUUUUUAAUGUAACAAAAUAUCUGGGAGCUUCAGCAGAUUUGAUUUUCACACUGUGUGAGUGAACCCAAAGGAAAUAUACUGUAGCCAGAGCUACUGAUUAGAUUUUUCGCAUAUGUAUUGCAGAACUAUGAUUUACUGCAUACAUAUUGUUUUUUAUUUUAUUUUAUCUAGGACAACUGCUUUGUAGAGUACAAAAAAAGAGAAUUCUUUGUAAUAAGAAGUGCUCAAACAUGGAGAUUACCUGGUACAGUACGACCUUUAUUUUUCUAAGUUAACAGAUGAUUAGGAAUCCAAGGAGUGCUGUUUCAAUACUGUUUUCAUAAUUAUUGCUCGAUAAACAACUUAGAAAAUUA
Molecule: messenger RNA, 3478 nt
Organism: Ictalurus punctatus (channel catfish)
Lineage: Eukaryota; Metazoa; Chordata; Actinopteri; Siluriformes; Ictaluridae
Gene: isoc1
Product: isochorismatase domain containing 1
Exons: 5
Coding region: 130-975 (281 amino acids)
Cellular component (GO): cytoplasm
Source: RefSeq, a predicted model, not a curated record